Phytophthora infestans T30-4 is the source of this 447-nucleotide messenger RNA. Its product is annotated as ATP-binding Cassette (ABC) superfamily. The transcript has 4 exons. The coding region runs from base 1 to 447 and encodes 148 amino acids. Lineage: Eukaryota; Oomycota; Peronosporomycetes; Peronosporales; Peronosporaceae. The record is from RefSeq and is a predicted model, not a curated record.
AUGGCGUUCCAGAGUAUUCUGCCGCUUGCCUGCUCCGAGCGAGCAUCGUACUACCGGGAACGCGCGUCGCAGACGUACAAUGCGCUUGGCUUGCUCUUCAUGGUUGUGUUCUACCCCAUGGAAACCGCGUCAAUCUUCGGACUACUCUUCAAUACCGCCACGAUGAUGGGGGAUGGGCUACAUCGCCCGGCGCUGGUGUUUGCGGACUGUGACGACCUUCCGACGUGGAACGAGACGACGCAGUCGUACGAGAACGGGGUCUCCAAGAUUGGAUGCCAGCCCAUGGCCGACUCCGCCGUGACGGUGGGCCACAUCACCGUCAAGGAGUACACGGAACAGUACUUUGGCUACGAGCACGAGGGCAUCACGCACUUCUUCCUCAUCCUGAUCGGCUGCCGCGUUGUCGGACUCAUUGCGCUGCGCUACAUCAACCACCAGAAGCGGUAG